Messenger RNA from Fraxinus pennsylvanica, 1620 nucleotides. The record is from the annotation of a GenBank genome assembly. Lineage: Eukaryota; Viridiplantae; Streptophyta; Magnoliopsida; Lamiales; Oleaceae.
AUGGAUAGUGUGUCCAGAUUUGAUUCAGAGGUUGCAUUAGCACAGAAAAGAUGUCUAGUAGAAGAUGAAGAACGAUCGGAACGUCCUUCCAAAAGAAUGAAAAUGCCGGAUCUUGAAUCCAUUUCUCGGAUGGAAGCUCAAUCAGGAGGAGGAAGCAGCACGGCGUAUAACUCUGCCCCAAGAGCACUUGAUCUCAAUGCCAAUUUAGAUACUGCUAGCAAUGUGGUUGGGGACAGUACUCCAGUGUAUAUCAAGGAACCCAACAAAUUGCCCAAAUCUGGGAAUGAACAAAAGUCGAGAGGGUUUGGUGUAGAUCUAAAUACUGAAGAUAUUUCUAGUUCAAUCAACCAAGACCCGUUCUAUCCUUAUAAAAACUACGAAAAUUUGAAAAAAAGGGAUGAUUCUGAUUGUGCAAGUUCCGUUGGUCCAGUGGAGGAAAAAGAUCCAAUGAGAGUUUGGAACAAGAUGAAACAAAACAAUUAUCUUUCCACUUCUUAUGCAGCAGUGACGAUGCCAAAGCCACGGGGGAGGAAGAGUAAAAAUGAAGUGAUUAAGAAAAAUAUAGAGCUUGCAAAGAAAGAACAGGUAGAUAGGUUUGCAAGAAUUGCUGCUCCAAGUGGGUUGCUUAAUGGGCUAAACCCUGGAAUCAUAAACCAUGUGAGAAACAGUAAACAGGUUCACUCUAUUAUAGAAGCAGUGGUAAAAUCUGCAAAAACUGAAAAUCAACAAGCUGGAAGCAACCAGGCUAACCAAAGAAAAAGUGGCACAAAAGAAUUUAGUGAAAGGGAGAACCUGGAACACAUGAAUUGUGCAGGAGUGAAUGAAUGUGGUGUUAAUCAUGAAGAUAAUUUGUCGGGAAGAUGGCAGAUGAGCAGCUAUCCAUCAUUGAGCAAAUCAAUUUCUUUGAACUCCCAUCUUACCAGGGGAGAUGGCGAGCCAUAUAAGGCAGAAACAAGGAUCUCUGGUAGGGUGCCUUCACAGUACACCCCAGAAACUGAGGAUGGACUUGCACUAAAGCUUUCAUCAUCACUAACUGCUGCAUCAGAGAAUACUUGCUCUUUGUUAAAUGAGGAGUCAGCAAACCUUUCUGGUGUUACUUCACUUUCUGUUAAAGCUGCUAAUGCAGCUUCCCAAUGGUUGGAACUUCUUAAUCAGGAUAUCAAAGGACGUCUUUCAGCUCUUCGGCGUAGUAAGAAGAGAGUCCGUGCUGUAAUUCACACAGAAUUACCUCUCCUAGUGUCAAGAGAAUUUUCAUUUAACCAAGAGACUGAUAUGCAAAUAAAAGAUUCUAUUGUUUGCCACCCUGACAAAGCAACUGUUGAUGCACACUUUGUUAGAUGGAGCACACUGUUUGCUCAGAUGGAUAAAACACUUUGUGAAGAAGAGAAUCUUCUGGAAACUUGGCUGAAACAAGUAAAGGAAAUGCAGUUGCAUUGCGAAUGGGGUCUUUACAAACACAGUGGCCAUCGUGCUUUGCAGCAGACUGGUCCUAUAGGAUGCUUGACUAGAUUAGGGGAAACUGAUAACUCAGAGAGGGACUUAACCAUUAGGGCUGCUGCUGCUUCCAUUUAUUCAACUUGCAACUUCUUGUUGUCAACGGAAAAUUUACCACGUCCCUAA